Suillus plorans is the source of this 1218-nucleotide messenger RNA. RefSeq lists its product as uncharacterized. The record is from RefSeq and is a predicted model, not a curated record. The transcript is spliced from 5 exons. Lineage: Eukaryota; Fungi; Basidiomycota; Agaricomycetes; Boletales; Suillaceae. Bases 1 to 1218 code for a protein of 405 amino acids.
AUGGCUCCAAGAACAAAUGCCAGAGUACAUGCAGCAAAGCACGGGGACAAGGACUACUCCUGCUUCUGGCCCGGCAUACACAAAUAUUGGUUCAAAACAUGGCCAGAGCGCAAUAUUCUGUUCCCCGACAUCCCUGGUGACGUGUCGCUCACUGUUGAGCAGACGAAACAAGAAGUUAAAGCUGAAGAGCAACGUAAAGUUCAACUGGCAACCUGGUUCCGUUGGCGGGCGGGUUCAUCCAAAAAGAAUCGCGGCUUGAAGAAGGAACAGACUGUCUUUGAUGCCGCCCUGCGACUGAAGACGCGUGCAAAGUCUGUCGAAGAGAUCUAUAUGGGCAUGGUCUACGACGAGCAGAUCAAACCCCUGGUCAAGGCCGAACAAGAAGCGGGCAAUGUGACUACUUCUGGUCACCGCAUGGCAUUGGGUCGAAGGUUCUCCAAGGAGCUCUUAGAAGAUGAGUCGGACGAGGUUAAGAAGGAGGUUAGAAAGAGGUACGACAAGCAGAUAAAAGGUAGCAAGGGAAAGGGUGACAUACUGGAUGACGAAGAUGAUGAUAACGAUGAAAGUGAUCCUGAUGCCAUCGCAAAAGGUAUUGACGAAUUGCCAAUCAUAUGCCAGCGCUUUGCACGCCUUGUCAAAAAACAAACUCAAUUCAUUGUGUCCUUCAUGUGCGCCGGACCUGACCCAAGGCAUAAUCAGAACAUAGUUACUUUAUCGUGCCAUCCAUCAGAAACCUCUGGUGGGCGCAAUUUUGCCCACUUGUACCCUGAUGAGGACUAUGCCUUCCUCGGUGCGUACCAGGAAUUUGCAGAAUCAAUAUUCUCUGCGAAGGAACAUGACCCCUUGCUGCCAGCUACCACGAACGUCGGAGAUGGCAACAGGAGUGAGGAACUCGAAGAGUAUGGUAGCGGCGAAGAGGAUGAAAGUGGCGAAGAGGAUGAAAGCAGAGAGGAGAACGAAGGAGGUACUGAUACCAUGAGCUGGGAUAACCCCGGCCUUUAUACGAUUUUGCAGACACCUGAUGCAUCAACCGGACCUGAUGCAUCAACCGGACCUGAUGCAUCAACGACAACUGAUGCAUCAAUGGCAGGCACCGUGGCGCUGGCACCGGCUGGCUUCACUGAUGCAUCACUUCAGCUUACGGGACCAUUCUACUCUCAGGUAAGAGUCUUACACGCCGUCACUCCCACUAUGUUACCUGACGAUUUUCUGAUAUAG